UCUUCGUUUUACGCCAACAUCUGAAGAGCGGCGGCUAACUUAGCCAGUUUAUUAAUGUGAUUAACAAACAUUUUAUUGAAAUAAAACCUCAACAACAGAGCUUAACUUGGAAUAGUUAGUGCUGCAGGCAGUGCCUACCAUUUAAGGAAUACAUUAAAUACGACACUGACUUGGCAAAAUGGUGAAGAAGAGCGUGACCGGCUAUUGGCUGUCCAUGCUGAUGCUGUGCAUCAUUGCAUUUAAUACGCACAGCGUUCAAUCGGCCGCCGUCAUGUCCGUCGAUCUGGGCACCGAAUGGAUGAAAGUGGGCGUCGUGUCUCCCGGUGUUCCCAUGGAAAUCGCCUUGAAUCGUGAAUCGAAGCGCAAAACGCCGGCAAUUCUCGCUUUUCGCGACGGCGUACGCACCUUUGGUGAGGAUGCUCAAACGAUUGGCAUACGUGAACCAUCGGCGGCUUAUGGUUAUCUCCUUGAUCUGCUUGGCAAGACCAUCGAUAAUCCCGUUGUGGAUCUCUACAGAAAACGCUUUCCGUAUUACACGCUGGUGGGCGACAAGGAGCGCAAUACGAUCGUGUUCAAGAAGAGCGACACGGAGGAGUUCAGCGUGGAGGAGCUGAUUGCCCAAAUGCUGGUCAAGGCCAAGGAAUUUGCCCAGGAAUCGACACAGCAGCCAAUUGCCGAGUGUGUGCUCACAGUGCCCGGCUAUUUUGGCCAGGCGGAGCGUGAGGCUCUCCUGGUUGCGGCCCAAUUGGCCAAUCUGAAGGUGUUGCAGCUGAUCAACGAUUAUGCGGCCGUUGCCCUCAACUAUGGUGUGUUCCAUCGUGCCGAGAUUAAUGAGACGGCACAGUAUUUCUUAUUCUAUGAUAUGGGCGCCUAUAAGACAUCGGCAGCUGUUGUCAGCUAUCAGCUGGUUAAGGAUAAGCAGACAAAGGAAACGAAUCCUGUGGUCCAAGUGCUUGGUGUUGGCUAUGAUCGUACCUUGGGUGGCUUGGAGAUUCAGCUGCGAUUGCGCGACUAUUUGGCCAGUGAGUUCAAUGCGCUGAAAAAGACCAAAACGGAUGUGACGACCAGUCCAAGAGCGUUGGCCAAACUGUUCAAGGAGGCGGGUCGUUUGAAGAACGUCCUAUCGGCCAACAAUGAUCAUUAUGCACAGAUUGAGAAUCUGCUGGAGGAUCACGACUUUAAGCUGCAGGUGACACGCGAGAAAUUGGAAGAACUCUGCGCCGAUUUAUGGCCAAGAACGACAAAGCCAUUGGAGGACGCAUUGGCCACAUCAAAUCUAUCGCUGGAUGUGAUCACUCAGGUGAUACUGUUUGGCGGUGGCACACGUGUGCCCCGCGUACAGGAGACAAUCAAGGAGCUGAUCAAACAGGAGCUGGGCAAGAAUCUAAAUGCCGAUGAAUCGGCCACAAUGGGAGCGGUUUACAAGGCAGCCGAUUUGUCCACCGGCUUUAAGGUGAAAAAGUUUAUCGUCAAGGAUGCUGUGCUGUAUCCAUUGCAGGUGGCCUUUGAGCGUGAUCCUGGAGAUGGUGCCGCUGUCAAGCAUGUGAAGCGCGCUCUGUUCGCCCUGAUGAAUCCGUAUCCACAGAAGAAGGUCAUCACCUUUAACAAGCACACGGAUGACUUUGAAUUCUUUGUCAACUAUGGUGAUUUGGAGCGUUACAGUGCCGAGGAGAUUGCUGCCAUUGGUAGCUUAAAUAUAACACGUGUCCAGCUGCAACAGGUCAAGGAACUGCUGGAGAAGUCCAAGAAGGAUAUGGUUGACAACAAGGGCAUCAAGGCGUACUUCUAUCUCGAUGAUUCUGGCAUCUUCCGUUGCACGGGCGUUGAGUAUGUGUUCGACAAGCAAAAGUUGGAUGAGGAACUGGAUGAGGAUAGCACACUGGCCAAACUGGGCAGCACCAUUAGCAAGCUGUUCACCAAAGAAGCCGAAAAGGCAUCAUCCACCAACGAGGGCGGUGAGCAAGCAGCUCCUGAAGAGGAAUCUAGCGAGGAGUCAGCCAAAUCCAAGGACGCCAAGGAUACCAAGAAAUCCAACGAUAACGCCAACGACAGCGAGCAAACAUCAAGCAAAACCGAUGAAGCCGAUGCCAAAGCGGAUCAAGUCAAGAAUGAAACUCUCAAGCUGGUCACCGUCAAAUCUCCCGUGGUGCACAAGACGCAGCUGCAGUUUACGGCUCCGCUAAGCGGUACCGGCUACGACAGUUCCAUGGCAAAACUGCAGGCGAUCAACAAGGUUGAGGAGCAGCGUGUUCGUUUGGAGUCCGCCUUCAAUGCCCUCGAAUCGCACAUCAUUGAGGUGCAACAGAAGCUGGAGGAGAAGCCCUAUGCCGACUGUGCCACAGCCGAAGAGAAGGAGAAACUGCUUUCCGAAUGCAGCAAGCUGGCCGAGUGGCUCUACGAGGAUGUGGAGAAUCCCAAGGCGGAACUAUACGAAGAUAAACUGGAGAAAUUGCAAAAGCUAUCAAAUGUAUUCCUCGCACGUCAUUGGGAGCACGAGGAACGUCCGGAUGCGAUUAAGGCGCUCAAGGGCAUGAUCGAUGGUGCUGAGAAAUUCAUGGUCACGGCACGUAAUCUCACCAAAGACACCAAUCCCGAGAAGGAUGUCUACACCCAGGUGGAGAUCGAUACCCUGUCCAAGGUGAUCGAUGAGACAAACGCAUGGCUGAAGACUGAGACCGCCGCCCAGAAGAAACUCAGCCGCAAUGCGGAUGUACGAUUGACCGUCAAGGAUAUUACCGAUAAGAUGGGUUUGCUGGAUCGCGAGGUCAAGUAUCUGGUCAACAAGAUUAAGAUCUGGAAACCCAAAGUGAAGCCUGACAAGGAGAAGAAGCCCAAGGAGACUGAAAGCGAUGAGGCAGCUGCGUCCCAGGACAGCAACAGCGGAAGUGGUGACAAUGCCGAGCAAGCAGAAGCACCUAACACCGAGCAGGAUCCGAAAUCACCUCAAACUCAGAACGAGAACGAGAAGAGGCAGGAAGAGGAUCAACAGGAGACGGUGACUCCUACGCCCACAGCUGAUGCCAAUACGCCACACAACGAGCUCUAAAUCAUGACAACAUCACUAGAAUAUCACCAGUAAAAGAGACAGCGAAAGAGAAGGCAAAGGAGAAGAAAAAAGAAAGAGACAGGGAACGCAGGAGAAUCGUUUUGAGUAGAGGGGCGGGGUUAGAAUGUUAGUGUUCGGAAUGCAUUGAGCAAUGCGGAUCAGUUGCUGUUUUUUUUGUACUACCAAAAGGGGCAAGGGGGCGGGGCAAUGUCAUCGAAAAUCAACAAUCUAUAAAUGAGGGAUUGAAGAACUGUUAAGGGAAGCUGGGGGUUGGGGGAAGUCUGAUCUGACACGCCCAUUGCAUUCCGUGCAUGUCAACAAACAAACAAACAACCAGAAGAAAAUAUAAAAAUUGCGUUCAAUGUAUUUUUUUAAAUUAUUAUUUUGUUCAUACUAGCUAAUGGCGGGGUUAAAUUAUGCUACUUUAAUCUUAAACUAAUGAAAUUUUUAUGAAAAUACAUACAUGAUAUAAAAUCAA
Molecule: messenger RNA, 3524 nt
Organism: Drosophila innubila
Lineage: Eukaryota; Metazoa; Arthropoda; Insecta; Diptera; Drosophilidae
Gene: Grp170
Product: hypoxia up-regulated protein 1
Exons: 3
Coding region: 179-3046 (955 amino acids)
Biological process (GO): cellular response to hypoxia; negative regulation of hypoxia-induced intrinsic apoptotic signaling pathway; endoplasmic reticulum unfolded protein response
Cellular component (GO): endoplasmic reticulum chaperone complex
Molecular function (GO): ATP-dependent protein folding chaperone; ATP binding
Source: RefSeq, a predicted model, not a curated record